Acanthocheilonema viteae is the source of this 528-nucleotide messenger RNA. Lineage: Eukaryota; Metazoa; Nematoda; Chromadorea; Rhabditida; Onchocercidae. The record is from the annotation of a GenBank genome assembly.
AUGGCAUUGAUGGUAUCAGCACAACUUCGUGUGUUGUAUAAUAACACGUUAAUAAGCAUGAAAGUAUUAAAAGAUAGCACAAUACGUACAAUAUGCACAACGAUAAUUAAUUUUUCGGAUUUGUCAAAGCCAGAAGAAAUGUCGGAAGAAGAGAUGGCAAUGUAUAAAUUAUACAGACCAGAACGUAUAACACCCAAAAAACGUGGCACGGAUUUGUUAAAUGAUAGUCGAAUCAACAAGGGAAUGGCAUUUAGUUUAUUUGAACGACAAUAUCUUGGAAUACAUGGAUUACUCCCACCGGCAUUUAUGACCCAAGAACAGCAAGAAUAUCGUAUAAUCACUCAACUUCGACAACAAUCCAAUGAUUUAGCGCGAUACAUACAGUUGGAUGGUUUACAGGAUCGCAACGAAAAAUUGUUUUAUCGACUUUUAUGCGAACAUGUCAAGGAAUUAAUGCCAAUUGUUUAUACACCAACUGUUGGUUUGGCUUGUCAAAAUUUCGGCUACAUUUAUCGAAAACCAAAGUAA